CCUUCAAUUGGAGGAGAGCUUCAACCCACCCGACCGAGAGCAGCAUCGUCACGUCCACCUGGGUGAAGUUUACUCUAUCUCGCCAUUGGAGAGGCACCCGUCGUUCUUGUUCCUAGUACACAAGAAUGGCCUCCUUUCCGGCCGCUGUGCGGUCUAGCCGAAAACUGGCGCUCAGCCUUAACAACCGGGCCCGUCACAUUUCCGACCUCACAAUCUCUCGCACCGGGAAGCCUAUCAUGCGUGUCCAGGGCGGCCGGUCAGCUCUCGGAGGCCAUGUUGCAACCGUAUUUGGCGCAACGGGGCAACUCGGGCGAUACAUUGUGAACCGAUUAGCCCGCCAGGGAUGCCAGGUUAUCGUUCCCUAUCGUGAGGAGAUGGCCAAGCGCCAUCUCAAGGUUACUGGUGAUCUUGGCCGUGUCGUAUUUAUCGAAUACGAUCUACACAACACCGAAUCUAUCGAGGCCAGCGUGAGGCAUUCCGAUGUCGUUUACAAUCUCAUCGGCCGUAACUAUCCUACCAAGAACUUCAGCCUUGAGGAUGUCCAUGUUGAGGGAACUGAGAGAAUCGCCGAGGCUGUCGCGAAGUACGAUGUCGACCGCUACAUCCAUGUCUCUUCUUACAACGCCGAUCCUAACUCUCCGGCGAGCUUCUUUGCAACCAAGGGAAGGGGAGAGCAGGUCGCCAGGAGUAUCUUCCCGGAGACUACGAUCGUGCGACCUGCGCCCUUAUUCGGCUUCGAGGACAACCUCUUGAUUCGGUUGGCCGGUGUCACCAACCUUUUCACAUCAAAUCACAUGCAGGAGAGAUAUUGGCCUGUCCACUCGAUCGAUGUUGGCCAUGCCCUUGAGCUCAUGAUGUACGACGACAACACAGCUAGUCAGACUUUUGAGCUUUACGGUCCGAAGAACUACUCUACAGAAGAGAUCGCUGAGAUGGUAGACCGUGAGAUCUUCAAGAAGCGGAGACAUAUCAACGUUCCCAGGUCGAUCCUAGAGCCUGCUGCUGGUCUACUCAACCGUCUGCUAUGGUGGCCGAUACUUUCUGCCGAGGAUGUACAGAAAGAAUUCAUCGAUCAGAAGAUCGAUGAGACAGCCAAGACCUUCGCGGAUCUCGGUAUCACGCCUGGUGAUAUUAGCAACUACACUUAUCACUACUUGCAAGGAUACCGCAGCGCGGCAUUCUACGACCUGCCGCCAGCGACAGAGAAGGAGAAGAGGGAAGACCGGAAGUACAUUCACGUCACAGACGGAGCAUAGAGGAGCAGAUCUCAAGUGGUUUUUUAAGUUCGCCGGAGACCUAGAUGUAACAAAUGUACAUAUAAACUCUAGACAAAUAGUUUCCUGACUUGAAGAUUCCGAAUUUUAUUUGUUCAAAUUCUAA
Messenger RNA from Xylaria bambusicola, 1380 nucleotides. RefSeq lists its product as uncharacterized. Gene Ontology annotation, cellular component: mitochondrion. Bases 126 to 1256 code for a protein of 376 amino acids. Gene Ontology annotation, molecular function: protein-containing complex binding. Lineage: Eukaryota; Fungi; Ascomycota; Sordariomycetes; Xylariales; Xylariaceae. The record is from RefSeq and is a predicted model, not a curated record. The transcript has 6 exons.